Molecule: messenger RNA, 1485 nt
Organism: Ostreococcus tauri
Lineage: Eukaryota; Viridiplantae; Chlorophyta; Mamiellophyceae; Mamiellales; Bathycoccaceae
Product: Sulfotransferase
Exons: 1
Coding region: 1-1485 (494 amino acids)
Cellular component (GO): membrane
Molecular function (GO): sulfotransferase activity
Source: RefSeq, a predicted model, not a curated record
AUGAGCGGGUCUUCCGUCGCCGAACGCGCGCCACUGGUGACGAAACGCGCGGAGACGAUCGAUGUCGAACGUGCAGAUGCAUCCGAUGAGGUGCGGGGCGAGCGGAGGCGCGGGACGCGCGCGGCGGUGGUCGCCACGGCGACCGUGGCGAGCAUCGGCGCGUUGGCGUUCGCGGGCGUCGACCUGAGAGGCGGCGCCGUGGGGGCCGUGGGGUCAUCCAUGGGAUUCGUCGGGAUGAAUGGUCGGGAUCAUAAGGCGGAUGACCUUCGAAGGGCGAGAUUGGCGAGUUUGGGUGGGAACACGACGGAGGUGACGUUUCAUAGCGACGACAACUCGAAGCACAGACGUUGCGUGUUGAGGCAAAGCGCGAGUGCGAGUGAGGACGCCGAGAAGUAUUUCGUCGUGAAAGGACUGCACAGUGAUGCAGGAUUAGGGAUGCAAAAGAAGCUGAACGAUUGGACGCGAAACAGAAAGGUUUCGCCGGACGUAUUCGCGGUGACGCCGAGCACGUUUAAGCUCGUGCGCCUGUUUGGCGACGCUGAAUCUAACGUUGAGGAGCCAUAUCUGCUGCCCAAGAACGGGUGGAAAAAGGCAAUCGAGGCUAAGAAUAACACAGCGAUGCUAUACAACUUCGUGCACGUCCCCAAGGCGGGAGGGACAAAUUUUCAGCUCGUCAUGACCAACUUGGCGAACAAGCUCAACAGGCAAAAGGGCGACCCAGUGCGAAGAAACUUGAUGCCGCCCGGAUACUUCGUUCCCGGGUUAUCUCCGGCGCCGCUCCUCGACACCACGAUUCGCGGAGUCCUGACCACCGCGCACGCGUUCUUGGAGAAGGACAAGGGCGCGUUCGCGACGGAUCAUCUCAAGCAGGCGUACGAAAAGGGACAACGAAUGAUCUCGAAGGGGCCGUAUUCCAUGGGGAUUUGCUCCACCACGGAGGCACCGUGCGCGUACAUCACCGUCAUUCGCGAUCCGUACGAGCGUUUCAUGAGUCACUACAAAUACUCGUGCUUGGAGGGAUCGGAAGGCCAAGCCAUGUGGUUGCCGGAAUGGAAGCAAAAGAAGGAGUGCCCGCUCACGCCGCUGGAGUGGUUGGCGUACACGCUCAACGACGACUGGACGCAGUUGAUCGCCCCGGGAGUGUUUCCGCACGGUUCAAAGUGCCACCAAAAGGCUUUUGAGAACAACAUCAUGAGCGGAUGUGUGCGAUAUUUGCUCAUGGAAAAGAUCGAAGAUGGCUUGAAGAAGUUGAAGACCAAGCUGCCUGAUUUCGAAGGCCUCGACAUCGCCGCUGAGAGAAAUGGUUUCAAAAACGGCAGCGACGGCAAGAUGACCCCGAGACUGAAGCAACGGUUAAAUGCGUACCUCAAGGACACGGACAUGAUGCAAAAGGUCAAGGAUGCGAUCGCGUACCAGACGGAGAUGUACAAGUUUGCCGUCGAUAACUAUGAAAAGUCGUGGGACAGAGAGUUGCAGACAUGCUAA